AUGGAUGCGGUGAUGGAGGACGCGCAGGCGCAACCAGGUGGGGAAUGGGACCGCGGCAGCGGCGGGGCCGACGCGUUGCUGGGCCUCGCCGGCGCCGGCGCCUCGCUGUCCGUGUGCUACCACGAGGCGUUCGGCCCUCACGACGACCUCAUCCUCCUCGAGGCAGGCGACGACCUCCUCCCUGACCUUCUACAGGGCCGGGUGACUGUGCGGGGACGGCCUGAAGAAGAAGCGGUUCUCUGCACGCCUUCAGCGACUUAUGCCAUGAAGUUUGUGGGUACAUCCAAUUCGAUGUUCCUAAUACCACCCGGCGAAGCGGUCGCACCAAGCUUAAGACCAGGCCAUGCCAAUGAGGAUGCUACUACCACAUCCGAUGCGGCUGCUUCUAUCAUCAAGGUAGCACCAGGGAGCAUUGAGUUAGUCCGAACGGCUCCACGGCUCGACAAGCUGAGGAGCCUUCUCAGGGAGAGGCCCUAUGUGCUUGAUGAGGAUCUUGGAGAUGACUCUGAGCAUAAGAAGGGGCUGUACACGUGGGAAGACCUCUGUGUCCUCGUUCAGGCCAGCGACAGCGAGCUGAUGGACGGGCUGAAUUCCAUUUCGGCCGUCGAGAUCGAUGGGUUCUGGAGGACUGUUGAUGUCGGUUCCGUGAACACGGUUCUGGACAUGAUUCUGCACAACUCCGUGCUGCAUGAUUGGCUGUUAAAUGCCGUGCCAGAAAAUGCUGUGCUAUCUGUCAUGGAAUCUGAUGGUUUUAUUCCUAAGAUCGUAACCCACUGCCUCAACAGAUUUGGCACAAAGAUUGAGCAGGAAGCGGCAAGUUGUUGGAGCCUUGACGAGAAACUGGUAUGCUUGCAAUUUGCACGGAGGGCGCUCAGCGCAGGAACAAUGAAGCUCAACAGUUUCAUGGAUAAAUGGGAGCGAAGCAUCCCUUCAGGAAUGCGUGCAGAUCUUCAGAUGCUUGAAGGGGAAGUGCUGUAUGAGAAGCGUGGGACUGAGACCUGGGUACAUGCUUUCAGGGUUGCUGAUCUGCCGUUGACACCAGCUGAGAGGUUUGCAGCUCUAUUCCUUGAACGGCCAAGGUGGGAAUGGAAAGACCUGCAGCCCUACAUCAGUGACUUGCGUGUACCUGGUGCUUCUUCGGAAGGAUUGCUUAUCAAGUAUGCGAGAAGAACGCAGCCAAGCGCUGAUGACGAGCCUAUUUUCACUGCCAGAUGA
Molecule: messenger RNA, 1215 nt
Organism: Lolium rigidum
Lineage: Eukaryota; Viridiplantae; Streptophyta; Magnoliopsida; Poales; Poaceae
Product: sister chromatid cohesion protein DCC1
Exons: 3
Coding region: 1-1215 (404 amino acids)
Biological process (GO): maintenance of mitotic sister chromatid cohesion; mitotic sister chromatid cohesion
Cellular component (GO): chromosome, centromeric region; chromatin; nucleus
Source: RefSeq, a predicted model, not a curated record